UGGAAGUGUCUGGGAGUGGGGAGCCUGAAGAUGGGGGGUGGGGCCCGUGGGGGGUCGAGGGAGCAAUAGCGUUCUUUCCCAGGCCAGCCCCGGCCCCUCCCCUCUCCUGCGGGCUGAAAUGGGGAACACAUUGGGCCUGGCACCCAUGGGGGCCGUGCCCCGCCGGACCCCCCGCCGGGAGGAACCUCUGCCCAACCCUGGGAGCUUCGAUGAGCUGCACCGGCUGUGCAAAGACGUAUUUCCAGCCCAGAUGGAAGGCGUGAAGCUGGUUGUCAACAAGGUUCUGAGCAGCCAUUUCCAGGUGGCACACAGUGUGCACAUGAGUGCCUUGGGCUUGCCGGGCUACCACCUCCACGCCGUCUAUGCCGGGGACUGUCAACUUAGCCCCAGUGAGGUGUUUCCCACGGUGGUCGGGGACAUGGACAGCAGUGGCAGCCUCAACGCCCAGGUCCUGCUCCUGUUGGCCGAGCGGCUUCGCACUAAGGCUGUCUUCCAGACGCAGCAGGCCAAGUUCCUGACUUGGCAAUUUGACGGCGAGUAUCGGGGAGACGACUACACAGCCACUCUGACCCUAGGGAAUCCUGACCUGAUUGGGGAGUCCGUGAUCAUGGUCGCGCACUUCCUGCAGAGCCUCACCCACCGGCUAGUCCUGGGGGGAGAGCUAGUGUACCACCGGCGGCCAGGCGAAGAGGGAGCCAUCCUGACCCUGGCUGGGAAGUACUCGGCUGUACACUGGGAAGCUACACUGAAUGUAGGGUCAGGCGGGGCCCACGCAAGUUAUUACCACAAAGCAAAUGAACAGGUUCAGGUUGGAGUGGAAUUUGAGGCAAACACAAGGCUGCAGGACACGACCUUCUCCUUUGGUUACCACCUCACUCUGCCCCAGGCCAACAUGGUCUUUCGAGGCUUGGUGGAUAGUAACUGGUGUGUGGGUGCUGUCCUGGAAAAGAAGAUGCCCCCCUUGCCGGUGACCCUAGCCCUCGGAGCAUUCCUCAGUCACUGGCGGAACAGAUUCCAUUGUGGUUUCAGCAUCACUGUGGGCUGAGGUUGUCCCUGGGACCCCACAGCAGCUUCCACCUCGGCGUCAGGUGCCCUGAGGCCAGAGACGAGGCCCCCCUCCAGAGCUCACCUCGAUGGGCACCCCAGAGUGGGGACAGGACCAUUCCCUCCUCAGAACUGGAGCUGCGACAGGAGCAGCUGAUGAGGCAGUGGUUUGAGGCUCCCACCUCUCCCACCAGCCCCACUCUCAUCUUCCUCAUGCUCUUAGGGCUUUGGACUAAAAGGGAAAGAUUAAGGAAGGGUACAUCUGGAUAAGUUUCCCUUCCAUUUCUUUUUUCCCCCCUUUGGAUAAAAAAGCCAGGUCUCUUCCUCUUUGGAGCAGAAAAUUCA
Echinops telfairi (small Madagascar hedgehog) is the source of this 1389-nucleotide messenger RNA. RefSeq names its product translocase of outer mitochondrial membrane 40 like (gene TOMM40L). The record is from RefSeq and is a predicted model, not a curated record. Gene Ontology annotation, cellular component: mitochondrial outer membrane; mitochondrial outer membrane translocase complex. NCBI's taxonomy places the organism in Eukaryota, Metazoa, Chordata, Mammalia, Afrosoricida, Tenrecidae. Bases 119 to 1045 code for a protein of 308 amino acids. The transcript is spliced from 9 exons. Gene Ontology annotation, biological process: protein import into mitochondrial matrix. Gene Ontology annotation, molecular function: transmembrane protein transporter activity.